GGAACUCCCACAAGCCACUGGGCGCAGUUUUCAGAUGCGCUGGCCCACGUUGCAUGCCGGGAUCUCCGGGAAGCGCAGGGCUUCUCCAGGGUUUUGCUUGUGUCAGCUGUGUUUUCCAGGACCACCGCGCCGGAAGUAGCGCGUGGGCUUUUGGUUUACAUCUCCACGGAGGGAGGAAGCCUGAAGAAGAAUGGCCAGCUCCACUUCUCACCACAUGGUCUGUGGGUCAGUGACACUUAGGGAUGUGGCUGUUGAGUUCUCUCAGGAGGAGUGGGCCUGCCUGGAUGCUGCUCAGAAGGCCCUAUACAGGGACACGAUGUUGGAGACCUACAGCAACCUCGUGGCAGUGGUGGGAAGCUGCAUUUCCAAGCCCGAUCUGAUCGUCUUACUGGAGCAGCAGAAAGAGCCCUGGAUGGCUGUGAAGGAAGAAACAGACAGGCUGAGCCCAGAUUUGGAGGAAGAUUAUGAUGCUGGAAAUAUAUCCCCAGAAAAUCCUGUUAGUAAUAGAAAAGUUUCCAAAGAGAGCAUAAAGCAAUUAAGUAGAACUUUUGACCUCAAGGGCUCCAGGUUUAGUAAUGGCCCCAACUUUAGUACAUUCCAUGGACUACAGGAUUGUCAAGGAGAUGCUGGCCAACAGAUUACUAACAAGGCAGAAAUGCAUCCUUAUUCCUGCCAGACUCUUGCUCACAACAUAGAAAAGCCAUAUGAAUGUAAGGAGUGUGGGAAGUGCUUUGGUUGUAGGUCAACUCUAACUCAGCAUCAGAGUAUUCAUACUGGAGAGAAGUCCUAUGAAUGUAAGGAGUGUGGGAAGGCCUUCAGACUCCACCAGCAGCUUACAAGACAUCAGAAAUCUCACAGUGGUGAGAGACCUUUCAAUCGUAAUGAAGGUGAACAGGCUUUUCAACAUCCCAACCUACUCAAGUACCAUAAAACCAUUCAUACAGGUGCAAAGACAUUUGAGUGCAGGGAAUGUGGGAAGACCUUCAACCGUGUCUCCAGCCUUGUUGAACAUAAGAUUAUUCAUGCAGAUGUGAAACCAUAUGAAUGUAGUGAGUGUGGGAAAGCCUUUAAACGACACAGAAGUUUUGUGCGCCAUCAGAAAAUUCAUUCUGGUGAGAGACCUUUUCAGUGCAAAGAUUGUGGGAAAGGCUUCAUUGUUCUGGCCCACCUCACCAGGCAUCAGAGCAGUCAUAGUGAAGAGAAGCCAUUUGAGUGUGCAGAAUGUGGCAAGAAAUUCAGAACUGCUAGACACCUUGUUAAGCACCAGCGCAUUCAUACUGGCGAGAAACCCUUUGAAUGUAAUGUAUGUGGGAGUGCUUUCCGGCUUCAACUAUACCUUUCUGAGCAUCAGAAAACUCACAUGGAAGAGAAAUACUUGGAAUGCAAUAUAUGUGGCAAGGCUUUUCGGCUUCAGGUGUACCUUUCUGAGCAUCUGAAAACUCACACUGAAGAGAAUCCUUUCAAGUGUAAGCUCUGUGGGUCAGCCUUCCCAAAUAAGUACCAGCUAAAUAAACAUCUCACAAUCCAUACUGAUGGGAAACCCUAUCAGUGCAAGGAAUGUGGGAAAUGCUUUCGUCAAAGGUCAAAAUUAACUGAACAUGAGAGCAUUCACACUGGGAAGAAACCCUUCCAGUGUGAAGAAUGUGGGAAGUUCUUUAGACUGAAUACACUUCUCAUUCAUCAUCAGAAGUCUCACAGUGGUGAGAGACCUUUUGAAUGUAAAGAAUGUGGAAAAGCUUUCCUUCUUCCCAGUCAACUUAAUAGUCAUAAAAUUGUUCAUACAAGCAAAAGACCCUUUGAAUGUAAGGUAUGUGGGAAGUCCUUCAAGCGUGAAUCCAACCUCAUUCAACAUGGUGCUGUUCAUGCUGGUGUGAAGUCAUAUGAAUGCAGUGAGUGUGGGAAAGCCUUUAUCCAUCGCUCAAGCCUGUUCCACCAUCGGAAAAUUCAUUCUGGUGAGAAACCUUUUAAAUGUCAGGAAUGUGGAAAGGCCUUUGUGGUUCUGGCGUAUCUCAUUCAGCACCAGAGCAUCCAUAAUGGAGAGAAAUCGUUCAAAUGUCAGCAGUGUGGGUCAGCCUUCAGAUGUAAGUCCCAACUCAAUAAACAUCAGAGAAUUCAUACUGAUGUGAAACUCUUUCAGUGCAUGGAAGAUUGAACAGAGUUUGUUCAUGGAACAGAGCUUAGCGUUCAUCAGGGAAUCCAUACUGUUGAGAAGCCCUUUCAGUAUAAUGAAUAUGGGGGAGCUUUUUAAUGUCUUCUCAAAAUAGACAUAAUAAAUUCAUACCAGCAAGAAUCAUCAUGAAUGUAAAGAAUGUGAGAAGUACAUUAUGUGUGGUAGAGACCUUAAAGUACAUCAGAGAAUUCACACUGUAAGAAACAUUACCACUGUUAAGAUUGUAGGAAGACCUUUGGUUGAAUAUGAAACUUGUUUUGACAUCUAAAUAUUAAUAAGUCUUAUGAUGUAAGGAAUAUGGAAAGGCCUACAGUAAUGCUAAGCUUUUUGUAUAUCAGAGAAGUUCUACUGGCGAGAAAUUCUAUGAAUAAAAGUAAGGUGGCAAAAUGUUUAGACUUAGUUCAGCCUUUAUGCACAGUGGCAAAUUCAUACUGGUAGGACACCCUAUCAGUGUAAAGAAUGUGGAAAGACCUUCAAGUGAAGCUUGGAACUUCAACAUAAAAAAUGCAUGCCCGUGUCAAACACUAUGAGUGCAAGGGAUGUGGGAAUAUUUACAGAAUUAGCUCAGCUCUUAAAGCUCAUCAGAGAGUCCAUAUAAGUCUGAGACCCUGUGAAUGUGAAGGCUUGGUAAGAAGUUUUUAUUGUAAAUGGUGAGCACAACAUCAGAAAAUCCAUAGUCAUCACCAGUCAUGUGCGUGUAAAGGAGGAGGACAAGUAUUGGAUGAGAAUCUUACUGAACGUCAGAGAACUCAUUGGGAAGACUGGGAUUUGGUGAACAUCAGAGUAUUCAUAUACUGUUGAAGCCAAAACACCCUUUGGAAUGAGAUUUUGGGAAGUUGGUUCAGAGAUGAUACUCUAUUGAAAAUGUUUCUUAUCCUCAGAAAUCUAGGAAGAAAAGUCUCCUGAAAACCUUUUCCCAGUACUCUAACAGUCCAAAUUGACCAAGUUUGCAGAGUCUGUCCCAGGAUGCUGCCAGAUGUGACUGGAAGAAAAGUUGUCCUGUCCUCCCUUACAGGGUAAGGGUGCAGAACACUGACAGUUAAACUGUGAGGGGCCACACAUGAAGGACCUGACUCUGCCCCAGCAACAGCAAACCCCUGAAGGCUCUAAUGUCUAGGAGGAAAGGUGGGGUGCCUGCAAUUCAGUCCUUUCCUUUGAGGGUUGAGUCUAGGUGUGGGAGCUUUUGCCUGUAAUUACAGAAUAUAAGAGGCUGAGGCAGGAGAGUUGCCAGGCAUUUAAGGCAAGCCCGGGUUUCAUGUAAUGAAUCCCAGGGUAUCUUGGAAAAGAAAAGCAAAAUGGACAAAAGCACAAGCCUCAAGGCUCAGGGAUCUACAGACAAGAGAAAGCAGGAAGAUUUUAGGAGCCAAAAGGGAUGGGUGUCUCCAAGGAAACGUUGACGUCCAGACCUAGCAGAUGCUCAUAUGAGCUCUCAGAGUCCAUGCAGUACGUACGGGUUCAAGCAAGACAGUAUCAACAGUGAGGGUCGGGGGGGAAACCACGGCUCUCACCCCAACCAGUGAACUAUCUGUAAUUGACACCUGCCAGCAAAUAAAAAUCAGUUUUCUCCAA
This is a messenger RNA of Apodemus sylvaticus (European woodmouse), 3739 nucleotides long. RefSeq names its product zinc finger protein 59. The record is from RefSeq and is a predicted model, not a curated record. Lineage: Eukaryota; Metazoa; Chordata; Mammalia; Rodentia; Muridae. Gene Ontology annotation, biological process: regulation of DNA-templated transcription. Bases 191 to 2152 code for a protein of 653 amino acids. The transcript is spliced from 5 exons.